This is a messenger RNA of Ectocarpus sp. CCAP 1310/34, 4356 nucleotides long. NCBI's taxonomy places the organism in Eukaryota, Phaeophyceae, Ectocarpales, Ectocarpaceae. The record is from the annotation of a GenBank genome assembly.
AUGACCCGUAGAUCUAACAUUAGGUUCUUGGUUGGGGCGAAUCAAGCUCAUGCCCAGAGUCGAGACCAGCCGCCUGAGCGGUCUUCAGAGAUGGGCGAGGACGAAGAGAGAAGAAAGAGAAAGAUGAGCAAUUCCACCACCACCAACUUAGUUGACGACCUUGGACCAAGCGGAAGCAUCACCCACGGAGCUUCAGGGCGUCGUCGGGGAAGUUGUAACGGUGGUAGAGGUGUGGGAGGGCACCAGAAACGGCAUCAGGAGUGGCUCGAUAAGUUUGGAGAGGAAAAGCGGAUGGAACGCCAAGAAGAGGAGGCUAAGGCGCAGCGUCGUGAAGCAGCCCGCCGACGCACGCGCGAUGUUCUGCUCGAGAGGGCAAAGCAACGCCUCCUGGCCGUCGCCGCUGCCGCUGCCGGUGUUUCUGGCGCUGGUUCAUCCGCGACCACCGGCCAUGACUUAUCAGCAGACGAAGGUGGUGACGGCGUGAAAAUCUCAGCAGCGGCAAGGGAGGCAUCGCACCAAGCUCGGGGUGGGGCGGGGCAAGGUGUCCCGACGCCGACGGCAUCAUGCGAGGGGGGGGCAGGGGUAGCGGUAGCAGCGGCGGCGGCAAUGACGAUGGCCGCCAUGUCGGCGGGGGUUCCGCUUUAUGCCCAGGAGACCUGGGCGGUCCGACACGGCAAGGUGGAGCGAAAAGGGAACAAGGACGACGUCACGCCCGAAGAAAGAAAGAAGCUCGAAAAGGAGGAUCGGCUUCUUCACGAGCGCAAGGAAGCCGAAAAGCGGUGUAACGUAAAGAUGUGGGCGGAACGAAGGCUCCAGAAGAAAGCUGCCGGCGGUGGCGAUACUGAACACCUGUCUUCGGCAGCAGUAACAACAGCAGCCGGUCACAACAAGUCGGUGGGCGGCCGCGGCAGUAGCGAGGGCGGCGACGGGGCCAGAGAAGGGGUAUACGGGGAGGGAGCAGGGGCGGCAGCUACCGAAGGCGUUGCCGGAAGUGGAUUGAACGCGAUACGAAGCGCUCACUCGCGGAGGCUCGGCCAAAAGGGACCGCACGACGUGGUGAAGACGCGAGGGGCAAGGGGGACAAAAGGCGGGUUGCUUCUGGCGCUCGUUUCCGUGAGGGGUUGUCGUGUGAUGUACCUGUGUAUUGUCUUCGUCGGCAUGGAUCAUUUCGCCAUGUGCGAGAAUCAAGAAGGCGAAGGAGGAGACGCGCAAGCCUCAACCACCAUGACUGGCUCAAGCGCUGAGGAGCUUGAAAAGACAGCGAGGGCGGUGGAGGGUUUGGACAAGGAAGAGAGACGGCGGCGUUUCUUUGAGGUGAAAUUGGCCAGGGAGAAGGCGCAGCGGCACCUGGAGAGCCUCGUAAAGAAAAAGAAGGAGAAGGAGGACGAGGAAGAAAAGAAUGGCAACGGCAACACCGCCAGGGUGGCGGAGCCACCGAGGUUGACGGACGAGGAGCUACAGGCGAGCGUGGAGCGCCUAACUCAGCAGCGCAAGGGCGGAGGCGUGAUCACAGCGAGCGCCCGCGACUUCAACGACUGGAAGCGGAAGCACAAGGUUGCCCCCGAAACUAAGGUGUUCGUGAUGACGGGAUGGUACCCAUGCGUAAAGAAGGCCUUGAUCGAGAGGGGAUGGACGCAGAACCAUGACCGAGACUCUCCGUUCUUCGACCUCAAGUGGACCCUGCAUAGCCAGGACAUCCGCACCACGGACAUAGAGCCGUGGCAGCUGUGCAACCACUUUUUCAAGAACGUGGCCAUCACGACCAAGGCGGGCCUGCUCGGAAACCUUCGCAACCUCAAGUGGUUCGCUGACUGCGACUGCAGCGAGAUCCUGCCGAGGGGCUACGACCUCUCCAUCGACACCGAUGUGCUGGCGUUUCUGGACGACUACUGUGCCACGGCCGCCGAGUCUCUCCUGAAGCACGUUUUCCUCAGGGCAAAGGGCCGCGUUGCGCUACGGCGUCUCGGCUACUCUACUAUCGGUUGUCAAAAAGCGGAGACCAAAUCAUCCCCCCCGCUGGGCGGCGAUGGGGGCAUGGGUAGCAACGAAAAUGGCGUUUACGACGACGAAGACGACCCGUUCGACGACAGCAGCGUCGACGACGAAAAAGAAGGAGAAGAAACGGUCCCCAAGCCACCGCCACGAUCGGGAUCGUCGGCCUCUACGGUCUCGCCCAAGACAGCUACGCCGACAGUCGUGUCCACGACCGGUGCAACAGCUCCGCCGUCGGUUUCAUCCGUCGAUGAACGCGUGACCACUCGAAAUGCCGCCGCCGACCCGGGCGGUGCCAUGACAACACCGCCAGAAUCAGCACGAGGAGCAAAACCAUUAGCCGUAGCAGAGGGUGCUGUUUCACCCACGAAUGAUGGUGUGGUGGGAGGUGCGCAGACGGAAUCACGAGCGGCGUGCGAGCAGACGGCCGAUCUCGAUCCUGUCUCUGCUGCUGGUUCUAUUGUUGCUGCUAAUGCUGCAACGCCUGCUGCGGCUCCGAGCAAGCCGGUUGCGGUUGAACCGGUCGGAACAGCAGGGGUAGGAACGCCGAUGACAGCACCGCCACCAUCAACCCAAACAGGACUAUCAUCGCUAGUACCCGAAGAUUCGGAGCAGGGCCUUCGAAAACAGCAUCAACAGCCUUCCGUGCCCGUCCCACCCCCCGCGGUGACGACGACGACGACGACAGGAUCAUUGUCAUCGUCGAUGAUAGGAAAAGAAGCCGGACGAGAGGAUGAUGCUUCGACCGAUCAGAAAGGCCGGGCUGCUCAGGGGACAGACGGUACUAUCGGGAAGGGCGACGGAGGUGACGGUGGCGGUGGCGCGAAGUUGCGAAGACAGAUGCCGCCGGUAUCCGCUCGAAGGGCGGGAAACCACUGCGAGCGACGAUUGGACGUGUUUGCCAUCGAGCAGGCUCGCGUAGGAGAAGGAGAAGGCGGGUUGGACUCCGGGGGACCAGCCGAGGCCCUGUGCAGCGAGCUAGAGUGGGAGCUGAUUGGGCUUGGCACAGGAGGGGGGGCGCCGCACCCGGAUAUGCCGGGGCUGUACAGGCCGCAUUCCCUCCCUUCCAGACCUGCAACUCCACUAGAGGCUUUCAUCCAGACUCAGGCCGAGAAAGAAGCGGCCAAGUCUCGAGGUCGGGGUAUCGAGUGUUUUACGGAGUUGGAUAGGCUUCUGAGCUACACGGAAUCCAACCAGCCCCAGGCCGUGUCCCAGUGGGUGGUACACAAGUACAUUGAGGCAGUGAAUGCUCGUGUCAUUUGCGGUUCUACCACGCGGACGGUUCUUGCGUGUCCCUUCCGUGUUGCGUUGUCUUGGUCGCAGAACCCCUUGAUCAUCGCGCGGCGCAAGUUCGACAUGAGGCAGUGGGUGCUGGUAACAGACUGGAAUCCUCUGACGGUGUGGUUCUACGACCGCUGCUACGUUCGCUUUGGGGUCGAGGAGGUGUCGGUUACCGACAACGGGAUUGAGGUGCACGAGCACAUGUGGUCAAACGAGGUGUUCACGGCUUACGUGGACGAGGUGGCAGGGGAGGGCUGCUGGAGGAAGAGGAUGCAGCCAAGGAUGGAACAGAUUGUCACGUGGAGCCUGCUCUGCGCCCAAGACUUGGUGGAACACCGCAAGAAAUCUUGGGAGCUCUACGGCUACGAUUUCAUGGUAGACGAUCAAUACAAGCCGUGGCUGAUAGAGAUUAACUCCAGCCCUGCCUGCGACUACAGCACCAAGGUAACCGAGCAGUACGUGCAGGCCGCCCUGACGGACCUCCUCAAGGUCACCAUAGACCUGCCCGCGUGGGAGGCAAACCAAAGGAACAAGAAUAGGAGCAGAGGGUCGCAGCCGCAAGCCUCGUCCGCUCCUUCGGCAUCGGACUCGCAGACUCAGGACCAACAGCAGCAGCAACCACGAGGGGAUGCGGUUGCAGUUGCGACAAAAAUUGUCGCGGCCGACAGCGCAGCGGCGGCCGCCGAGAAGGAGAGGCACGAGGCCCCGACUUCCGUCGGCGGCACGACGUCAUCGGCAUCGGCAACACCGGCACCUGAAACCGACAGAGCAGUGAAGGCUUCGGUAACACCGGGUGGCGACAGCUGCGGGAGUAACCGGGAAGAAAAUACCACUUCCGCAGGUUUGGGUGCGGAGGGUGACCCCGUUGCUGCUGAAAGGGAGGACGGGCGGGUGCAGGGGCGGAAAGGAGCCGCGGAAGGGAGAGGGGAUACCCCACCCGACACCGGGCUGUGGAGGCUUUUGUACAAGGGGAGCUUUGUUCCCUUCCCCGUCGCGUCGUUUGGAACGGACCUCGCGCUCAAGGGAACUCGCAUCGCACAUGGCAAGCGCACGCGAUCAUCGCCCCGUGCCGUGAAGCUGUAA